Molecule: messenger RNA, 9019 nt
Organism: Dunckerocampus dactyliophorus (ringed pipefish)
Lineage: Eukaryota; Metazoa; Chordata; Actinopteri; Syngnathiformes; Syngnathidae
Gene: ocln1
Exons: 9
Coding region: 391-2022 (543 amino acids)
Biological process (GO): positive regulation of transcription elongation by RNA polymerase II; snRNA transcription by RNA polymerase II
Cellular component (GO): transcription elongation factor complex; membrane
Molecular function (GO): cis-regulatory region sequence-specific DNA binding
Source: RefSeq, a predicted model, not a curated record
UUAUAAAGUAAUUGCACAGGCAAACUGUUUCUGUUACUAUGAUGUCAAAACUAGCUACACUUGGGUUACAUUUCCUUACCCGAGCUAGCUUGUUAAAAGUUUCGUAGUUUCAAGUAGGUGGGGAGUUGUGUUGAAUGUGUGUCCACUCUUCCCUGACAGACACCAAGUCGAGUAUCGCUGUGUCAAGAACUUACGUGGCUUUCGUUGCGUGGUGUUUUUUGGGGAGUCAGACAUGGAAAAUGUCUACACGAAUUAGCAUCAAAAUGUCUUAAAUCUGACGCCGUGUGUCAGCAAAGGAGACCAGCUGAACGAAAGGGAACGGGUCCAAAGUUGAAAGGACACGUUAGCUGCUAGGUGAAAUAUUACCAAUGGUAUUGGUGGGACUAAACCAUGUAUGAAGCUCGCCAUUACGAUAGCCACCCUUUCUACAGCCCACCGUACAGCACCACCUCCCACAGCUUCUAUCCCCCAAGAAGCGUCCACUCCCCCCAGAGCCAAUAUGUCCCCUACACCUCCAAACCCCCAGCAGACUCCCACUACUUGGAGGACAGGCCUCAACACUUCUACCGAUGGUUUUCACCUCCUGGUUUUGUCAAAACCUUCCAAGGAGCCACGGUGCUCAUGUGUUUCCUUAUCUUCGCCUGCGUGGCGUCAACCUUGGUGUGGGACAUGAACGGCUUUGGAUACGGUGCCGGCGCCCCAGGGAGUGUUCCAGGGGCGGGGCAGGGGUACUAUGGCGGCAGCUAUGGCUACGGCAGCUCCUACAUGACCCCGCAGUCUGCCAAGGCUGCGAUGAUCUCCAUGGCGGCUAUCAACUUCCUGAUUUCACUGGGGUUCUUGGUGGGAAGUUUUUCACGGUCCCGAGCCAUGAGGGGAUGCACCUUUUACCUCGCUGUGUUCAUCUGUGACAUCAUCUUAGCUGUCCUUCAGGGCAUCAUUGACAUCAUCUUUGUCAUUGGGGUGAACCCAAUGUCUCAGAGUUCCCAGAGCAUGCUGUACAAUCCAAUGCUGAUGAUGUGCCAGAACAUUCCAGACAGGCCUAGCCUCAGUGGUGGCGCGGGAGCUGGUUUUCCAGGUGGUUUCCCCAUGUACAGCCAAUACCUGUACCACUACUGCUACAUGGACCCGGAGGAGGCGGUUGCAUUAGCCUUAGGUCUGAUGGUGGUUUUGGCCCUGUCGUUUGCUGCGUACUACUCCUACAAGACCCGCAGCAAAAUCUGGCGCCAUGGCGACAGGAACAUCUACUGGGACGAGCCACAUGUAAGGCAGUUAGAUGGGCGGAAUGUGCAAGACUGGGUAAACCACGUUGGAGAGGGACGCAGCACCCAGCAGGCACCAACUGUUGUUAUAUCGGAGAAAGCUGAAUCCUACCUCCAAGGGGAAAACAGUCUAGCAUCUUACAGCCGGGAUGCAGUCCUUAUCCACAGUGAGGGAAAUUUGAACAGCAACGUCUUCCAUCAGGACAGCAGGAAGCGCCAAGAGUCUGAGCAUCGCCACCAGAGCAGCAGGCCUGCAGUUUGCAGCAGCUCCUCAGAUGAUGCCGACAGCCGCGGGAAACAUCCUCCUCCUCUUUCAGCUCUCGCUCAGAGGAGCAACAGAGAGCAUAGAAGUGCUGCACAGGAGAUUGUGGAGUCCCAAUACGAAACAGACUACACCACUGGAGGAGACACUACUAAUGAACUGGAACAAGACCAAGACCUCUACAAGCUCUACCCAGAGAUAAUCUCCGACCAGCAGCGCCGGCAGUACAAGCGCGAGUUUGACUCCUCGAGGGCUUGCUAUAAGAGUCUAUGUGAAGAAAUGGACGACAUUAGUGACCAGAUUCAUAAGCUGAGCCGAGAACUGGACUCGCUGGACAAGGGCUCCAUGAAAUACCAGGGUGUAGCCGAUGAGUACAACAGACUGAAGGCGCUGAAAAGGGCACCAGAUUAUCAAACCAAGAAAAGGGAGAGCAAAGAACUUCGGCAAAAACUCUUCCACAUCAAACAGCUGGUAAAGAACUUCGACCGAGGUCUUUGUUAGCACGUCAGUCGGUGUUCAUUUGGAGGAAAUCCACCUUUGGUUGCUCGCUUUAAUAUUCCGGACUUUAAAGGGAUCCUAUCCUGCUCAUUUCAGGGACUUUAAAAAUGAUAUUGGAUCUCAGUGGGACACUAUACAAGUAGUAAGUUUCUUUGAAUAAAAUACUCCAUUAAUCUCAAGGUGUGUGCAGGGUAGUCUGCAUUCUACAGCCUCCUCCACAAUGACAUGACAUGAUAUCAUAUGACCAUCACACUGCAUGUAGUCAGCCAUGGUAUGUCUGACACAGUGAAAAGAAGUUCUCCUCCUAUUCCUUGUGGAAGCGGUAAGCUUUUGGCUUUUUAUUUUCUCUUUCUUCCCCACUCCGAUUUAAACCCUGUUUUAAGAUUAGAAUCAAUCAAUCAGAGGCUAACUAGUUAGCUCGCUAGCAUGCUGUGCAGCCGUGGCCGACUCUUGUGUCCCUGCAGUGAUCUCAUAGCCUGUGCAUUAGCAAUGUGGUGUAAACAAAGAAUAAUAGGAGCGCAAAGGUGACUAUAGGGGUGUUAUAACAUGUCUACAGGGCUCUAAUGAUGAUAAAAAUGGAUUUAGAAAGUCAUAAACAUGUUGUCUAUGCUCUAACGUCGAAAUUGUUCCAUUUAUUAAAAUUGAAUCCUACUUUGCGGAAAUUCUGUAAGUUCUGGGACAGAAAAGAAGGGUAAAAUCAUUACAUAAAAUUUCAUAAAUGAUUCCAUAAAAGAAAAAAUGAAUUAAAAUUGAAAAGUGCAGAUAAAAUACUUUCAGCCGUCAUAUGUACAGUUGAAAAGAAGCAUUUUCAGCCUGGAUUUGAACAUUGCCAAAGUUGAGGAGUUGAUUUUAGUAGCAUAAAGUUGAAUUUUUUGGGGGGGCACAACAAUGCAACAGUGAAGUUGUCAUUUUUUUGUGUAAAAAGUUAUGUUACAAGAGUAAAGUUAAAAUAUUAUGGCUGUAAAGUCAUAAUUACGAGAAGAAAACUUACAAGAAGUUGAAAUAGUCGGAAAAUUAAAAGAAAACAGCUUUAACAAGAAUAACGUCAAAACAUUAAAAGAAAAAUGUCAUUCUGAGAAAAAUAUAUUUUUUAAACUUCUAAUAUGAGGAAAUAUGUCAUUUUAGUAGCAUAGAGAUAAUAUGAGACAAAAAAAAUUAUGUUGGCAGAAAAGUUGUAAUAUUAUGGAAAUAAGUCCAAAUAUUAUGGGAAUAAAGUCAUAAUUCCGAGAAGAAAACUUACAAGAAUUUGAAAUAGUUGGAAAAUUAAAAGAAAACAGCUUCAACAAGAAUAAUGUCAAAACAUUAAAAUAAAAAUGUCAUUCUAUUGAGAACAUUUUUUUUUAACUCGUAAUAUGAGGAAAUAUAUAAUUUUAGUAGCAUAGAGUUGAAGUAUUAAAGAGAAAGUUAUUUUUGUAAGUUGUGAGAAAAUAAAACCAAAAUGUCAUUUUGGAAAAUUAUGUUGGCGUAAAAGUUAAAUUAUGGAAAUAAGUCAAAAUAUUAUGGGAUUAAAGUCAUAAGGUUCAAAAAUGGGUUUUAAAAAAAAGCAAACGUUUUUUUCACCUUUAUCACAAUGCACAAUGCUGAGAUGCAUUUUUUUUUCUUGAAAUAUAUACAACUUCUUAGCAUAUCUACAUGUGUUGCUUUAGAACAUACCAAAGUGUCCCUUGUAUCCUUUCAGUGGGGAAAAAAAGUUUGGACACGCCUGAAUUAGAUGCUUGUGGUCUAUGUGUUUAUUUGGCAUUCGUGAUACAGCUGUGAUUACAACACUUUGUUCAACAAGUUUGAAAAAAACAAACAUACAUAACAAAAGACACACUUGUCAUCUUUUGAUUCUUUUAAUCACCUUGUCAUACACAAAUCAAAAUGUAAGAACACAAAAAGGACUGUAUAUCGAAACUUAACAAAGGACAUGGCUUGCUGACUAAAAGCAGCACAUCAAGCUCACGUUUAGGGCCCUCUGGUCAAUUAAAGCAAGAAGGAAACUAUUAGGAUUUGUGUCAGUGAUUCUAUAAUUUAACAAAAAAUGCGACCACUAGCGUGAGGUAAGUCCUGGUGGUGAAUCAGGGGCCUUCUUUGUUCCACCAUGUGUGGCAUUUUGGUAUUAAACAUCCUCCUUGUGCAGUUUAUCAGCCAAUGAAAUGUCGCCUCACAUUAGUCACAACAGAACAGCAAUCCUUAGCCAUAAUGUCUGGGUCUUUAGUAAGAGGUAUUUCCAUGUAAACACAUAUAGGAAUGAACGGAGAAAGCAACACUUAAUAUUCAAAGGAACCAUUAGUUACAUAAACGGGAUGAAACAACUUAGAAAAGAUCCAAAACCAUGCAAAUGAAAAUCAACGUUGUCCGCUAUAUAUAUAUAUAUAUAUAUACAGUAUAUAUAUAUACACACACGCACACACGUCAACACAAGUCAAAGGAAUCAUUGCUCAAUGUAAACUCUUUAGUGUUUGUUAGAAACUCUCAUCCCCAGUGACACUCAUUCAUCUAAUUUUCAUAUUGAUCUCGUUUUCAAACAGAGCCUGAUCCCAACUUUCUAUACGUGCAUUCCCAGUAUUUUGCAAAAGAAGCGACAAAGGUGGCGUCUCAAAUGUAUACCCAAUAACAAGGCAGUUGUCAAAAAGAAGGCGGUUUCUGGUGAGCAACAUUUACAGAGGUUUUUGUUUCAAUGUUUUGAAAUAUCAGAUUAAAGCAUUCUGAUGUCUAGUGAGGUAUUAGUCUGUUCUCUUCUAAUUAUUGGCAACUACAGCGACCAUGAGCCUUGUGCGUGACUUCACUGACCAUCUGAUGUUCCACUCAGUCCUCUUCUUCGUUUUGUGCAUCAAUCGGAGGAUGAACUUUGGUGAAAUUUUCCUUGGUUUUUUACUUCAAAAUCAUUUUUCUAAAGUUCUCUCUCUCUCUCUCUCCCGCAAGAAAACCCUGCAGAGCAGCGCGUGCUCAGUUCACCAGUACCACGCAUAUCCAUGACGGUGCAUUGUCAUGUUCUCACAAGUGGACCACGGGGCAUUUAGUCCGCUAAAUACGGCGUCGAGCUGGCAUCACAGCCAGUGGGCUGGCAAUGAGUCUGUUUCUUCUCAGGAGGCCCGUGUGGAAACAGAGGACUUGUUCAUGGGGGCGGGGGCGGUUACAUGACAGUACACAUGAUAGCCAGCUGGCAGUUGGAUAACCACACAGAUGGACAGCGACGAGUCAGGAGGUUUCCUGUGGGUCCUUGUCGUCACUAAUCCCAGACGGAAACCUCAUCCGCCCGGGAGGUUCUACUGCCCCGGCACGUAGGGCCAGCUGAUGGAGCUUCCGGAGAGCUGCAUGUCUCGGAUCAGCGUCUCGAUGGGGGUCUUUCCCACGAGGCGCAUGAAAAAGAGUUGGGAGAUGAGGCUGGCGGGUACGGCGCGUAGAGCGGGCAGACGCAAGAGAAGGCGGCCGAAGCGCUGAGGCUGACUCGGGUACUGCAUCCUCUCGUACUCUGUCAGAGCCACCUGAGCCUUCUCCUGCAGAGACUCCACGUGGACUGGAUCUGUCAGACCACAGGCGUCUAACCAGGAGAGAGGAGGAGUGAGUUACUCGAUGGCGUGGGCGGGUUACAUAAAGAGUCGUGAUGAGCUGACAUGAGGAGAGCACGUUUAAUCAGUGCAACUACAGUAAUUCACUGUUUGCUGCAACAGUAAGUAAAGCAUUACUAGUAAUACACUUACUUGGACAAGUUCACCUGCAAAGUGCAUUCCGCUGGCACUUUAUAAAUACAUGUACAGUAGUACCUCGCAUAACAUAAACCUCCUUUUACAUAAAUUCCACUGAACAUAAAGAAUUUAUAUAAAGUUUUUGCUUCGUAUUACAGAAGAAAUUCCAUAUAACAAAGCGUCAAGUCAGUGCAAGUCUUUUUUCUUUUUUUCAAUCAACUUUAUUAAUGCCUCAAGUCGGUGCAAGUUCAGAUACUUGGUGACGGCUUCUGACGCUUCACGCUCAUUGGCUGAUUUUCGGGGGACCGCCUAGGCUCUCAUCUCAUUGGCUGAUUAUCAGGGCACCGCCUACGCUCUCAUCUCAUUGGCUGACUUAUACAGCACGUACGUGAGUUUGUGUGAGAGACAGGCUUCUCCCUUCAACCUCCUCCCUCUUUGUAGUCCCCCUGAAACUAACUUAAACAAUUAAGUUAAGUUACAAAUUAAAAUGUUGCAUUUGUCUGUGAGACCAGCUGACUCUUAGACUCUUUGAGUCACGUUUCGACUCAGGCUAGUCCUCCUCCUCCUUCCUGCCUCCACUUGCGCUCCUGAUCAAGACAUCUCGUGAACGGUAGGAUUGUUUUUGUUUUUCAGUUUUAUUCAUUUACAGUAACCUUAUUUAUUACCUUAUUUUAUAUUGGAAUGUUACUGUACUAUGUUUAUGCUAAUGUUUUCUUAUAUUUUCCCACCAUAUUUGGUGGACUUUGAAAAUUUUGAAGUGCCAAAGGGGUGAGUUUGGGAAGAUCUUGAAACGGAUUAGGCUAUUUACAUGUAUUUUAGGCUUCGUCUAACAUAAAAUCCCUAUAACAUAAAGGUUCUCGGAACGGAUUAUUUACGUUUUAGGGGCGUCUACUGUGUUUUGGGGUUUCUGGAACGGAUUAUUGGAUUUAUAUUGUUUCUUAGUGGGAAAAUUGACUCGGGUUUUCGAGAAACACCUUUUGGAAGGUUCAAAAAUUCAAAAACCGAGGUACCACUGUAGUGCACAAUUAUAUGCAAUGUCCGUUUCAAUUCCUCCUUCCUGAACGAUCUGACUGUACCAUCAUUGGCUUUCUUGAGUCACUGUGAUAUGCCAAUCAUUGCAGCAGCACUCCUGAUUGGUCCUGAUGUCACUCAGUGUAGUACAUUUUAAGAAGUUAUUUUUAAUUUGAAUAGACUAAAACACAAUUAUUUAUCAUCAAACUGUGCAUAGCCUUCAACAACAAGGCCUAUUAGCAUUUUUAGCUUUUGUAAUCUGUUGUUUAAGUACUUAAAUGUCAUGUACGCACAAGUAUUGUAAAUAAUACUGUAAUUAAGUAAUUACAUACAGUAAUUACCUUGGGACACUGUUCGCCUUCACUCUCAGGACACCCAAAUACCAAAUUUAGAACCAGGUAGUUUUAAGUUAGUAAUAAACAUUAAAAUCCUACUGAAAUGAAAUUAGUCAUUCUAGGCUAAUUUUGGGUCACUGAGUACGAAAAUUAGCUCUUGUUUUAAAGAUACACCGUCCCUGUGGUAUACCAUAUGCCCACAAUUAAUGAAUAUAAUGAAUACAGAAACUAGUUGAAUCUUCAUAAUCGUGAUUGUAUGCACAUGAAGUGUAUGGAGACAUAUCACAUUGUGUAUUACUCCUUUUACGUUACCAUGUAAUAAAGAACCCCGCAUAUCUUUAAAAUUUGAAGAUUUUUGAUGUCAUAUUCUUGUUCAGUAGCCCAAAAUUGACCAAGGGUGAUGUUUUAUCUCAGAAGCAGAAUUUUUUUGAAAAUUUGUAGACCAGUGUUAUCAGUAAUUUGCUAAUAGAGGGUGCUAGAAUCAAUAUAGACAGAUUUGAGUAGCAAACGUCAUUAAAGCUAAAACAGUACAAUAUUUGUAUUUCACUUUUGACCAUAAUAUAUUCAAUGCUUUUAGAUAGCUUGUAUAUCUUGGUAAAUAUGAUCCAAAAUUGAUAUGAUUUGAUUUUAUGCGCAUGUAAAGAUGAAUAAAGGGCUGCUACUUGACCUAAUUCCAAUUGUCCAGUAGGUGGCGGGAGUGCUUGCGGUACAUUUUGUAACAACAAGGACAGAUAAAAUAGAAGACGACGGCAGUCGGUCACCUGGUGAGAAGAGUGCGAUGGCCUUGAGACAGCUGUACUCUGCUGAGUCCACCUGCAGUCGGGUCAGCUUGUCCACCUGGUCCUGGAACACCCUCACUUGGUCCAUGAAGGACACCACACGCUCUGCCGACAUGGGCGAGGAGUGGAAGCCCGCCGCGGCCAGCAAGGGUGCCAUGUGGAGCGGCAAGGCCGACUGGGCGGCGUUGAGGAUGAACAGUUCGCUCCAGCUCAGCCUCAGCAGCGCCACCUGGGGGUUGUGUUGAUGUGUUAAUCAGAGACCACUUGUGUACAGGAUCAGUCAGAAAAUGUAAACUGUUGAUUGAAGCAGUUGAGACAAAACUGAGUUCACUUCUUGGCUGCAACCAGCAAAGGCACUGUUGGUUCAGUCAAACACGACAUCAGCUAUGGGAGGUUGAGCUACAUCCACACAGACCAGCAUUUAUAAAGGAGAUGAGAACAUUAUCCGCACAUUCUGCCAUCUUGUUUAUAUUAGAAAUUCAUUAAUUGUUAAUUUUGUACCAACCUGAUCCGAUACAGGCAGCUCAGGGAAAUAAGGGAUGUUCCGUGCCCACUCCACCGUGCUGAAGAGUAGCCGUGCGGCCAACUCGCAAAUGUUAUCGAUGCCCAUGGCGUUAUCAGGACCCGCCUGCUGGUUGUACUGGUGCCCGUAGCGGCUGUUGGGGUACGGCUCGGCUCUGAGCAGCUGGGAGAUGAGCUCCGACACAGGCUGGCCACCGCCGCCCCCGUUGUUGUUGUUAUUGUAGAAUUCACCGCCUCCCAAGCCGCUGGCGCCACCAAGAGGCGUAAGGGUCGGGCUGAGGCUAGGCUGAGGUGGGAUGCGACCGCGUUGAACUGCUGUAGUUUGGUUGGGGGACCAAGGGGGAAGGAGAACAUAGAGGAGGAGAGUUUGUGGAUAUAAAAUAAAAGUAAACAGAGUGGAAAAAGAUGAUGAUGAAGGGCAAAGGGAGGGUGAAGGAGGGGAUUUGUAAAAGAAAAGAGGGGGGAGUUAAAACCGGGUUCAGCCAGCGGUGUCUGUCAGAUUAUAAAAACACAGUCUUGACCCCAUUAGCCAGCUUUCUCCCAGAUUAAAAAGGGAUGCAAUUUGACCUCAUCAAUGCAAGUAAUCUUCUCAUCACUACUAAAUACAUGUUAUCAAGACAAUGAUACAAUGCUAUUGUAUGUCUGUGUAGGCUCUCAGUCGUACAGGAGUUGUCCAACAAGG